Messenger RNA from Solanum pennellii, 2179 nucleotides. RefSeq names its product UDP-N-acetylglucosamine--N-acetylmuramyl-(pentapeptide) pyrophosphoryl-undecaprenol N-acetylglucosamine transferase. Gene Ontology annotation, molecular function: undecaprenyldiphospho-muramoylpentapeptide beta-N-acetylglucosaminyltransferase activity. Gene Ontology annotation, biological process: carbohydrate metabolic process. The record is from RefSeq and is a predicted model, not a curated record. The transcript has 5 exons. The coding region runs from base 636 to 1967 and encodes 443 amino acids. Lineage: Eukaryota; Viridiplantae; Streptophyta; Magnoliopsida; Solanales; Solanaceae.
AAAUUUCUAGGUGGUCAUUGGCAAAUACCCACAUAGUUCAGUUAUUUCCACAAAUUUACACAUUUUUUCCAAAUCAAGCUCUAAUUUGUUGGUCAUAAACUUAACCCUUAACUUAUGACAUAUAUAUGGUGUGUAAUAUGUAACAUAUGUAGUACAUUUGGCUACAGUUACUUAAUGUUAUUUGAUUCAUCACCAUAUGCCAUCAAUAUCAAUCAAUUCAUGUUCAAACACCUAUAGAAAUUCAUGUACCACUGGAAGAUAUCACCACAUAAGCAAGUCAAAAUGGAUAUUUUCACUUACCUGUUGAAUGAUGAUUACUAAGACAGAUCCAUGAACGAACAAGCGAGAUUGUUCACCUCUUAAAUCAAAUGACAAAGAAGUUAGAUAAACUUAAAGAAAUACUGAUUAAGAUAUAUAAUUUGAAAAGACCUGCAUGGGACCUUUAGCACAGUAGGUUGGGAGUUGUGAAAACAUUAAUUAUUGGACAUAAAAACAAGAACUCAAGAUUAUAUUCAUCGACCAACCUAAUUUAAAACAUUACUGUAGAUUCAGAAUCUAGUAAAGCUCCAAUCUUUGAGCAGACAAAUGUGACCUUUUAAUCUUGAUUCUGCUUUCUUCAUAUUUAUUUGUUAAUCAUGUUAACAGCCAUUAAUUUACCCUCUUCCCCGAGCUGCCGAUACUUUAACACCCAAUUCUUCGUUCCCAAAUCCUUAACUUUGGCCCUCUCCAUUCAACUUCAAUCUAGGAAUCUCAAGAUCAGUAACUGUCUCUCUCUCAACACACCCGACAAUCAAAGCACCAAUGCAUCCGGAGAAACAGCUGCUGGAAGUGACACCCUUCGAAUCAUAUUGGCUGCAGGGGGCACCGGUGGCCAUAUUUACCCGGCGAUUGCCAUUGCUGACGACCUUAAUGUCCUUGACCCUAAUGCCCAAAUUCUCUUUGUUGGACUUCAAACGGGAAUGGAAAGCACUGCAGUGCCAACAGCAGGAUACUCCUUUGAACCGAUUCCUGCUGCACCGUUAGGCCGGCCCUUUUUCUCUCUCUACAACUUAUUCGUCCUCCCUUUUGUACUCGUCAAAUCCCUAAUUAAAAGUUCCCAAAUACUUAAAGAAUUCAAACCCCAUAUAGUAAUUGGAACUGGGGGGUUUGUUUCAUUUCCAAUUUGCUUAGCUGCAAGUCUCAAAGGCAUUAAACUUGCAAUUCAAGAACAAAAUUCAGUACCUGGAAUCGCUAAUAGGGUGCUUUCUUUAUUUGCAUAUAAUGUGUUUGUUGCAUUUAAUUCUAGUGUUGAUUGGUUUUGGCAAAAGAACAAAUGCGUGGUGUGCGGAAAUCCAGUGAGAUUGUCUUUGAGGCAAUAUGCGUCUAAGGCCGUGGGAAGGCGUCAUUUCUUUUCAAAUGCAGUUGUAGGGAAGGGAGAUGGUAAGGUGGUAUUGAUUCUUGGAGGCUCAUUGGGUGCUAAUGCACUUAAUGUUGCCAUUUUGCAUUUGUAUUCUGAGAUGUUAAAAGAAAGGAAAGACUUGUUUUUGAUAUGGCAAACCGGGGUCUUAGCAUAUGAUGAGAUGGAGAGUCUCGUGAAAUUCCAUCCCCGAUUAUACAUUACCCCGUUCUUGCACUCCAUGGAUUUAGCGUAUGCAGCUGCAGACCUUGUUGUAUCUAGAGCUGGAGCAAUGAUCUGCACUGAGAUCUUAACUGCUGGGAAGCCUAGUAUUCUGAUACCAUCGCCGAAUGUGGCUGAAGGACAUCAAUUUCACAAUGCUUGUCUAAUGGCUGAUUUGGUUGGUUCAAGGGUUAUCACUGAAGAUGAACUUGACUCUCUUACUCUUAAAAGUUCUAUUGAAGAAAUUUUAGAUGAUGAGAGAUUGAUGACGGAGAUGUCUGAGAGAGCUCUCAAGACUGCAAAGCCAAAUGCAUCUGUUGAAAUUGCUAAACACCUUCUUACUCUUGUGAACUCGUCGAUCAAAUUCUGAAUAAUGCUUGCAUUUAUACGUUCAAAGAUUAAAAUCGUAGAUGCGAACUUCAUUUGAGAUAUUUAUUAAUUUGUCCCCCUCCUUGCUUAUCAAUCACAACAACACUCUUAAAAGAAAAUUCUCAAUUUUGUAUAUACAAAUGAGAUAUUUUACUGAACAUGUAUGGACAUAAUUUUUUAGAAUAUGACAAUAGUUCUGUAUUUGCAAUUUUA